CUUUCCAUUGCGCACAGUGAUUGCCAUUGAGGGAGAGAGAGCAAACCCUAUGGCGAUGGCGCUCUAGCGGCCAGGCCAUGGAGCUUGGAGCGGUGCGGCGCGGCGAUCCUCCUCCUUGCGCGUGACGCAGCGGCGGCGGCGCGCAAUCGACCGCCAGAUCCAAAGUGUUGCAAAGGUGUGGGAAGAAAUCUCCCCUUGUUUCUAGGAUUUCUCGUCAUCGCGCACCGGGAAAAGCUGUGCGAGAGCUCGUAGAUGAUUAGGAAAGGAGGCAUUGACAGCAGGACAGGAUUAUGCAUCGGAGAGGGUGAGAGGAGGAUCCCGGCGGAGUUCCAUGGAUGAGAACUCGGAUGCCGACGCUCGCCACAUAGAUACGUAUCCUCUCUUGAUGGAGCAGCACUCAUCGUCGGCGGCGCCAGAGCACAGCGUCGUCAACGUAGAGCCCGAGGCUUCCAACAGUGGGAAUGCACAGCACCAUCAACACCUCCAACAAGGACAAUUGUCACAAAGGAAUGGGGACGCUGCCACCGCUCCCCCUUCCAGCAGCUCAUCCUCGUCGCGAUCCACUCGCAACUACUCAAUCCCCAGGCAGAGAAUCAGUCCACUCAACUCGGGCCUCUGGAUCUCCAUCGAGUUGACCAUCACGGUGAGCCAGAUCGUGGCGUCUAUCAUCGUCCUCUCGCUCUCCAGGGACGAGAAGCCGCAGGCUCCACUCUCGGUCUGGGUUGCGGGCUAUGCCGCCGGCUGCCUUGCGACGCUUCCGCUUCUCUACUGGCGCUACACCCACCGGAAUGGGACGACUCAAGCUCACGACCAACAUGAGUCUCCCUCGCAGUCUACGCCAUCCGCAGAGAGCCUUCCGCCAUCGCCGAGGGGGACGUCCUACGUCGCGCUGAACAUACCGUCGGCUUCCACGGAGGUGGUGGAGCCUCGGGCCCGGUCCCGAGGAAGGGACGUGGAUUCCGCGAGUGACAAUUCGGGUGUUGGAAGGCUGGUGGAGAAGUUCAAGAUUGCGUUGGAUUGCUUCUUCGCGGUGUGGUUCGUCGUUGGGAACGUGUGGAUAUUUGGCGGACACUCCUCGUCCCGCGAAGCGCCAAAUCUGUACAGGUUGUGUAUUGUUUUCCUUACUUUUAGCUGCAUUGGAUACGCCAUGCCCUUUAUUCUGUGCGCGACUAUAUGUUGCUGCUUGCCGUGCAUAAUCGCACUGCUCGGCUUCCGGGAGGAGCAAGCACAGAAUAGAGGCGCGAGCGCCGAGGUCAUUGCGGCCUUACCGACAUACAAGUUCAAGUCUAGGCCAUCGAGCGAGAGUAAAGACGGGAGCGAAUCUGAUAGUGAAGGAUCAAAUGAGGGUGGCUUCGUAGCGGCAGGCACCGACAAAGAGCGUGCCGUGUCAGCCGAUGAUGCGGUGUGCUGCAUAUGUCUUGCUAGAUACAGGGAUGGGGAGCCAUUGCGAGAGCUCUCGUGUACGCACCACUUUCAUGUGGAUUGCGUAGAUAAGUGGCUCAAGAUCAAUGCGUCCUGUCCGCUGUGUAAGCUGGAUGUUGGGGGCGCGAACGACCAGAGCGGCAAUGCGGCUGGCAACGAAGCAAGCGAAGCCAGAGCAGCGUGAUGGAUCCAGAAGGUUGGGCGCUGUCCGUCGAGAGGCGUGGUGGGGCGACCAGCAGCAAGGCUCUGGAGCGAGCGAGCGACGAGUGUCGGGUACUUAUCAACUCGUAAGUGCUGCUUUAUUUCCUCUCUCUCUCUCUCUUCUCCCCUCCCUUUUCUAAAAGAGCUCUUGCUAAGCGAAAGGUGCGACGAAGAUGAAAGAUGAAGAGAUAAUAAAAUUACCCACGCUACCAGAAUUUGGCUGACGCAGGUAUAUAGGCAUUAGUUUGUGAUUGUGUUUUGAUUAUCUACUAAAAAGGAGUUGAAAGGAGUUACCGAA
Molecule: messenger RNA, 1921 nt
Organism: Selaginella moellendorffii
Lineage: Eukaryota; Viridiplantae; Streptophyta; Lycopodiopsida; Selaginellales; Selaginellaceae
Product: E3 ubiquitin-protein ligase At1g63170
Exons: 4
Coding region: 332-1606 (424 amino acids)
Source: RefSeq, a predicted model, not a curated record